AUGAGUGAUUUGCCGGGAGAUCUGGCGCGAAGCUGGAAUGGCCCGCCUCCAGAUGUUCCAAGCCAUUUAAUACCAAUAGAUUUACCCAAGUUCACAUACCCAACUGACUAUGCCAAAAUGUUUAAUCAAGAUCCGAUGUUAAUGAUUACAGUUGCCAUCACAACGGAUUCAACAAUUGUACAAUUACAUAAUAUGGGGCCUUAUCUCUUUUAUUGCAAAGGAAUUUAUCCCUCAUCUAUAUCAAAAUUAAUAUUCAGUCCUAAAUUUCCAUUUGAAAUCAAAUCAUUCCUUUAUUUUUACUUCAAUUCUAUAAUACACGAGUUUAACAGUUUAUCAGACUCGAUUUAUUACUGCCUUUCUAGGAUUGCUUUUCCUCCAAAUUUAAGUCAAGUUAAUACAAUACUUGAAAUAUUUUCAGCUGUAUAUCUGACAGCCAAUCCAAAUUUUGAUUAUGAUAUUCCCGCUUUAACUUCCUUAUUAGCUGCUCUUUUACUUCAAUCUGGAUACAACAUUCCAAGCAAGAAGUUCCCAAAGUCAAAAUAUCUUGAAUUAACUCACAUUAAUAAAAUUCCACGUGCAUACAGAGAACGUGUAUUCAAUGAUUUAGAGAAACGACCUUUCCCUGUGUUUUUCACUUUUACUCAUUUUAAUAACCCACCAGAAUACGAAAAGAAGGGCAUGCUGAAGAAGAUAGGCGGCCUCUUCAAAACAAAGAAAGAUCGUUGCUUCGCAAUCGAAGGUUUUGUUCUGAAAUAUUAUAAUGAUAAUACAAUGAUAGAUCAGAUUGGAGAACUUGAUAUACCUGGAACCAUAUCAUCCUAUCAACCUGCACAGAAGAAAGAACCAGAGCAUCUUCUGAUAAGGAAGAGCGAUGGCGGUUCAUUAGGAUACAAGAUUUCUAAGGAAGGAAUCCGUAAAAAGAGUAACCAUAGUGAUUAUAUAGCUUACGCAGAUAAGGACGACAUUUUAACAUGGGCAAAUAAUCUUAAUUUGAUAGCUUUUUGGAAAAUUGUUUAUGAUCUUAUAUAG
Messenger RNA from Trichomonas vaginalis G3, 1029 nucleotides. Its product is annotated as regulation of ARF protein signal transduction. Gene Ontology annotation, molecular function: guanyl-nucleotide exchange factor activity. Bases 1 to 1029 code for a protein of 342 amino acids. The record is from RefSeq and is a predicted model, not a curated record. Lineage: Eukaryota; Parabasalia; Trichomonadida; Trichomonadidae. The transcript has a single exon. Gene Ontology annotation, biological process: regulation of ARF protein signal transduction.